Molecule: messenger RNA, 669 nt
Organism: Lachnellula hyalina
Lineage: Eukaryota; Fungi; Ascomycota; Leotiomycetes; Helotiales; Lachnaceae
Exons: 1
Coding region: 1-669 (222 amino acids)
Source: RefSeq, a predicted model, not a curated record
AUGCCGUUCAACGAACAGCAGAAGCGGAACCAGCGCCGAGACUCCUGGCCCCCUACUGUCGUCCGCAUCCCAGAGGAUCUUGAGUCCAUCGACGAAAACCCCAUCUCAUUCUUCCUGACCUCUCCCGAAGACAUGGACGACUUCCUCUCCAACGAUGAGCUGUCAGCGGGCAUCGACCCCAAACUGCCUGAAAUAAGAGAAGUCUCGCCAAGCAGUCUGCAACGCGUGCCGAGGCUUGAAGAAGACGGCGAGGAGUUCGAGGUGCCUAUGACUCUACAAGAUUUCACGGAGAGGCAUGAAAGUGGGAGGAAAUCGAGGACGGGACAAUAUAAAGAUGGCGCGGAGAGGUUAACCGGGCUAGGCAUCAUGCUCCCGGAACAUGCAGCGAUGCGUGGACGGCCGAGAGUCAAACUUGUCCCUGAAGGACGCGGGCGUGGACGUGGCAGGGCUAGGACGUUGAGUGCGCGGCGGCCACAGAGUUGGAGGGAACCGAGUCCGGAAAUUUUCUCGAUCAAAGAGGAGCGCGAGGAUGGGGGCGAGGUUGGGGGGACGGCGAUGGGGAGGAGUGUUUCGACGCCUGGGACGAUCAGCGGGGGGAUCUUGAAGAUGAGUCCCAGCUUGAGUCUGAGUCCAGGGCCGAAGAAGAGGGUUCAUUGGGCAGAUACUUAA